Aspergillus lentulus is the source of this 1026-nucleotide messenger RNA. The record is from RefSeq and is a predicted model, not a curated record. NCBI's taxonomy places the organism in Eukaryota, Fungi, Ascomycota, Eurotiomycetes, Eurotiales, Aspergillaceae.
AUGGUUGUCAACCGCCAGCUGGGCAAAAACGGUCCAACUGUUCCGGCCCUGGGGCUCGGUCUGAUGGGAAUGUCCUUCUGGGUCUAUGGCUCCAUUCCCAGUGACGAAGAACGAUUCAAGGUCCUCGAUCGUGCCGUCGAGCUGGGAGAGACAUUUUGGGAUACAUCCGAUCUCUACGGCGACAAUGAGGAGCUCCUGGGAAAAUGGUUCCGACGGACUGGAAAGCGUGACCAGAUCUUUCUCGCCACCAAGUUCGGCUUUGUUCAGGGAGGAAAACCCCACGAGAUCAACAGCUCUGCCGAAUACUGCAAGAAAGCUUGUGAUGCGAGCCUCAAAAGAUUGGGGGUCGAUUCAAUUGACCUUUACUAUUUGCACAGUCCCAAUCCUCAGACUCCCAUCGAGGAGACCAUGAGAGCCAUGGUAGAGCUUCAGGCAGAAGGCAAGAUCAAGCACAUUGGCGUGUCGUCCGUGUCAUCCGCAACCCUCCGGCGCGCAUGCAAGAUCGCCAAUGUCGUGGCUGUCCAAACUGAGUAUUGCGUCUUCUCACGCGAUAUCGAGGGCCCAACAGGCACAAACCUCUUGGCAACCUGUCGAGAACUGGGGGUGGCACUUGUGGCGUCCUGUCCCCUUGGACGCGGGGUCAUCACGUCCACUUUCAGCAGGGGUGAGCCAGUCGGCAAUAGUGAAGAUAAGCGACCAAAAGUCAUACCCAAGUUCUUGGAGGAGAAUCGUGAGCGCAACGUCAAGGUUGCCAGUCAGUUCACGUCACUGGCGGAGAAGAAGGGUUGUACUGUAUCGCAGCUGGCACUGGCCUGGCUGUUGAAACAAGGGAACGAUAUUUUCGCCAUUCCAGGGACGAGAAGGGUCAGAUAUCUGGAGGAGAACUGGGGUGCCCUCCAAAUUUCCCUGACGGACACGGAGGAGGCCGAGAUCAGGACUUUUGCAGAGGAGAACGAAAUGGCUGGUGGCCAGGUCCCGGACCAGUUCGUGGAGUAUCUCUAUCGCGAUACUGUCGAGGAGAGCUGA